AGACGCCUUUCAGUCAAAGCUGAGGGCCACCAUGCCCCGUGUUCAUUCAACGCUCCUGCUGGAGAGAGAGAGAGAGAGAGAAGGGAGGAGGACUCUGCGAAACAGAAUGGACUGUCAACACAGAAACAUGGCCGCCUCUGCGACGGCCAAGGCAAAUAUCGGGCAGAACUCGACGGCAGGCGGUGUGAAAUGCUGCGAGGAGUCUAUGCCGCAGUGUCGGGAAAUAAUCAAACCCACCAUCAUCGAGCUGACUAAAGAAGUUCGGACGAACAUCCUCUGCACCGUGGAAGGAUGUGGCAAAAUUCUCCCCAACUCACCUGCGUUGAACAUGCAUCUGGUAAAGUCGCACCGAAUAAAAGAUGGAAUUGUCAACCCCACCGUCAGAAAGGAGAUGAAGGGCUCUCAAAAACUUUACUGCUGUCCCAUCGAGGGCUGUCCCAGGGGCCCCAACAGACCUUUCUCCCAGUUCUCCCUGGUGAAGCAACACUAUAUGAAGAUGCAUGCGGAGAAAAAACACAAGUGCACCAAAUGCGACAAUUGCUACAGCACAGAAUGGGACCUGAAGAGGCACACUGAAGACUGUGGGAAGACCUACCAGUGUACAUGUGGCUGUCCCUAUGCUAGCAGGGCUGCUUUGUUGUCUCAUAUCUACAGGACUGGUCAUGAAAUUCCUACAGAACACAGAGUCCCUCCGGUAAAAAAGCGAAAAAUGGAGAAACUUUUGAGUGUUUCUGAAAAAGUUAAGGUUCAAUAUUUGGCUGUUCAAAUGAUGCCUGUUACUAAAGAGGUGGCGGAGAUGCCCGUCCCCUCUGAUUCAGCUGUGUACAUCCUAGAUCCAUUGAAACAGAACUCUAACCCCCAUAAGGGCCUUCAGAAGUUGCUCCUCCCAAAACCCAACAUGGCUUUAGUCAGCGUUCCAGUUAUGCAACUGGCCCAUCUGCCUGUCCUCCUUCCUUCAACAGAAAGUGGCACUCUGAGGUCUGUAGUGCUUGCGAUCGAUAACCAAGGCUCUGUAAGCACCCUUCAGCUCCUGCCACAAACCCCAGGAGCAGUCCUACCCCAACUCGAUGUAAAAAGUUUUGCUUUCAAGGAUUACAUGCCCUCUUCACAUUCUAGCCAGGGUCCUAUCAGCACGGGGGUUCAGGUCAAUCUGGAUCCUGUGAGUACAGACGACUCAGCCGGCAGCGUGGCAGGACAGCGCGGAAGAAGCACCUCAACCAACAUCCAGACGGACAGGUCCUACUUGUCAAAAACGCCGGCGGUGGGGGGAGUUGGAGAAGGAAUUGGGCUGUGUUCUGUGAGUGAGUCCUCGGUGUCAUCCUGCUCCCAAACAGACAUCAGUGUGAGCGCACAAGUCCUCCUUCCAGUUAGUGUUGAAACUCAAACAUUCGUUUCCAGAGCCAAAUCCACAUCAUCUGUUGGAGCUCAGACAGACAGUCAGUGCCUGAGCCAAAUUUCCCCCUGCUCAUCUGUGCUGCCUUACAAAACUAAGCAGACACAGACAUAUUUUGCAAUGCCGCAACUGGAGGAGAAGGCUCAGGACCAGGCUGUUAUGUGCUCUGAUCUUUUUGAGAAUGAAUCUCUUAGUGUUUCUACCCAAACAUGCACAGACAUAAAUGAGACCCUUAAUGCCGCAGGAAACAAUCUAUAUGAGGACUCAAAGUCAAUGGGUGGUAUGUGUUUUGGAGUGCAGACACAUGAGCCUAGUCCAAGCAACAUGGCAGACAAUCAGACCCAAACAAUAACUCUUUUAAAUGACCUGGAGAACAUUCUGUCUGGUCACCAGGUCCUCACAGAGGCCUCCUCUGGCUGUGGGUCAGGCCCAGGCUCUGUUCAGGAGCAGCACAAUGGCAUAGACUUUGACUUUGAGGAGUUUCUUAAUGCUGUGCACAUUCAGACACAGACGGAGGAGAGUGAACUGGGUGUUCUGGGUGGUGACGCGCCACUGGAAUCUUUGGACAUUCAGACUCAGACAGAUUUCCUCCUCAUGGAUGAACUGGACCAAAGCGAGGGUCAGAACCGAUCCCAAGCCAGCGACCUUGAGCUAUUUGACACUCAAACUCAGACUGACCUCAAUUUCCUACUAAAUGCUGGAAGCAGCAUGCCCCUGAGCAAUAUUUUGCGACAUUCAAGCUUUUCUAUAAGCACAGAGUCUUCAGAUACUGAAACACAGACCGACCUCCCCUCAUUUGCCGCAGGUCCUUCCUCGCAGACCCACACAGGUCAGGGUGAGCAUGGAAGGAUGCUGAACAGCACAGAAACUCAGACCGUGACCAGUCAGGCAGAGAGCCUGGGACACCUUUUCCUGACCAGCAAUGAAACACAGACUGUAAUGGAUGACUUCCUGUCAGCAGAUCUGGCAUGGAACAUGGAGUCACAUUUGAGCUCCGUGGAAACCCAAACAUGCGAGGAGCUUUGUGCCCUCUUUCAGCACUCUGACAAACCAAAAAGCUGAAAAGUCACAUAAUGAAGUUUUCUCCAAGCCUUUUGCAGAACAGCGUUCUGAUAUAUUCCACUUUCUUCAAGAGGAAUGAGUUCGUGUUGUUCUAGUAGCCAUUUGACCAUUCCAGAGGGGCAGUCACAUCCACAGCAUUUGCAGGUGUUUGCACUGAGGCAGGGUUCUUACAAAGCCAGAAAAGUCUGGAAAAGUAUAGGAUUUUAUUUAACUGUUCUACAAGUAUUGAAAAUGUUUUAUUUUCAAUCUUCAAUUUUUUAAAGGACAAUAAUCUAAUAAUUCUUAAUAGAUGCAGUGGUUUUUACAUAUAUUUAUUUUUAAAUUGCUUUCUUUAUUUUGAUUUGCCACAUCAGACCUUGAUUUAAUAUUCUAGCCAUCAGCAAGUUGAUUUUUGGUAUCCUGACUAAAGCCACACUCAUUCAAAAAGCAUAAAUGGAGCCAGUUUACUACUCUUUGGAUUUAAGACCACUUCCAAUUAAUGUUUAACACAACAAACAGGAAUGCUACACUUCAAAAUAAGAAGCCUGUUUCAACACUUUUCAGGAUUUGUGGAACCUACAAAUCAGAUUUAUAUUUAGGCAGUUAAAGCUGCAUGUUUCUGUACUCAAAUGCUUAAAAAGUAGGGACAUUUUAGUCUAGAAAAGUAUGGAAUUUUGAAAUGGGGAAUAAAAAUAUGUAGGAACCCUGCAGACAGCUUUGGUGCACUUUAUUAGCUCAGUGGGCAUAAUUUAUUAGCUCCUGUAACAGUUUACAUAUUUAUUUGCACGCAGUAAAUAUUGUAUGUGUUUUGUCUGAAAUGCCACUUAACUUGGCAUUUGAGUGGUUUGUAACAAUUGGUCAUUGGCAGUUGUAAAACUGCCAGGUUAAAGCUUCUUGAACUACCUGCAUCUCAGCAGCACAGGAUGCAAUAACAUACAUUGUGUUUACAUGUAAAAGGCGCAUGAAACCUUUACAAGGCUGGCCGCACAAAGUGGCUACUGUCUGCAUCAGAUGGCUGACCUGUCGGCCACAAGGGACACUGUAAACUCUGCUUUACAUGCUAUAUAACAUGACGUUUAUGAAAGACUUGACCAAUGAGUCAGUUUUCCUUUUCAACACCUUUGCACACCAGGCCAUUGCUCUAAACAGCUCAAAUACUGAAUUAUCUGAAAUGUACAAGUAUGCAUUUAACUUUGCCACAAGGGUAAAAAUGUACUUACUGAAGUCUUACUAGUUUUUGCACACUUUUUUUUUUAUUGAAAUGUGAUUGUGAUGUCUAAUGUGGGAAAACAAAAACUAGUAGGGAAGUUCUCCAAGUUACUUAGUGGGCUUGGCUGUCAUCGUCUGAUUUAUUCAUUAGCUGGAUGUAAGUUUAUACAGUAGCAGAGCUGUGUGCUGAAGUAACCCUGUAUUGUUAGUGUGCAGUACACAGUGAGUUAGGGCAAGGAUUAGCACUGUUACUGUGUGUUUACCACCCGAUAGUGACUGACAUAACCUUUUAAUUUCAGUGUCUUCUCCAAAAGUGGCUCAAUCUAACUUUUGUUUUAAUUACCUCAUGGCAGAAUAGUUUAUGUUCUAAAAGAGAACGUUCUAGGCCUUGUUUGUGUUGUCUGUGCCUUAAUUCUGGUAUUAACUUUUGUUUGGUUCCAUAUAAUUUGCUGAAUAAAAUAGAAUCUAUUUAACAGCAUCCAUUUGGUCCUUACGUUGCAUGUUUAAUGCAUUUAGUAGAAAUGUUAUCCACAUGGUCGCAUGAUGUACCAAAAUAUUUCUGGUUGGUUUUGAUCAUUUUGUCAUAUGAAAUGAUUGCUGUUGAGCACAUCAUCAAUGAAACCUGUUCAUUUGUUUCAAUCUCAUCAUUUCAUGGGUAAGUGGUUUUGUUCUUACAAUUUAAAAAUAUUAGCAAAUUGAAGAAAGUAUAGAAAAAAGCACAGUGUCUAAGUGUACCAUAAUUGUUUCUUUUUUUCUUCUUUUUUUUUUGCACAAUUUUUGAUGGAUAUUGGCCCAUCUUAAGGUUUUUGGGCACCUUGUAAAUUUGACUAUUUAUUGUUUGUUGUCUUCUAGUUUGUGGUUCUUAAAUUCAGAAAAAAAACAGCCUUGCUUCCAGCUUGUUAAAUGGAACAGGAAUCUGCCUUGCUUUAAAAGGAACUAUAUUUAGGCUUUGUUGGUCUUAAUUGUCAACAACAGUAUUUUCUUCCUGUGAAGGAGUGCAUGCACAAUUUAUGUUUCAGUUGCCUAAAUGUGUAGUUAUCAGUUGCCUUGAUUAUUUGUUAAAGCUACACUUCAGUUGUCAAUAAAUAUUGGAGACAUA
Molecule: messenger RNA, 4742 nt
Organism: Girardinichthys multiradiatus
Lineage: Eukaryota; Metazoa; Chordata; Actinopteri; Cyprinodontiformes; Goodeidae
Gene: atmin
Product: ATM interactor
Exons: 4
Coding region: 32-2455 (807 amino acids)
Biological process (GO): regulation of transcription by RNA polymerase II
Cellular component (GO): nucleus
Molecular function (GO): transcription cis-regulatory region binding; DNA-binding transcription factor activity, RNA polymerase II-specific
Source: RefSeq, a predicted model, not a curated record